Messenger RNA from Thamnophis sirtalis, 2156 nucleotides. NCBI's taxonomy places the organism in Eukaryota, Metazoa, Chordata, Lepidosauria, Squamata, Natricidae. The record is from RefSeq and is a predicted model, not a curated record.
AUAUUGGAGUAUUGCCCCCAACAACCUGGGUCCUCGUUUUACUGAUCUCGGAAGGAUGGAAAGCUGAGUCAGCCUUAGUUUAAGGCCAGAUUCGAACUACUGGCAGUCGGCAGAAUUAGCCUGCAAGACUGCAUUCUAAUCACUGUGCCGUUCACAGCUCAAUAAUAAUUUAGAUGAUAUUAUCUGAAUAUGUUUCAAGUUCUCAAGAGGCAGAGAUUUUUUUAGUUUAAUUUUUCUCCAAAACAUGGAGUUGUAACCUUCACACUAAGUAAACAAAUGUAUAGGGAACUCAGUGAAUGCUGUUAAAAUAUUGCAAUGCGCAAUAUUUUCAAUGUGCAAUUCUUUUCACCACCUGCUGCUAACGUGCCUACCUCUUCCCUUAUCCUAACGCAAAGAAAUGUGACCAAACCGUUUUCUCCUGCCUCCUCUUCUUCUUCUCCUAGCUGGGUAAUGUCUUUCCAUUCCGGGCGUGGGUGCCCCCGAGGCCGAGGAGGAGCUACUGUCCGGUCUUCGUCACAAACCUUUCGCCCCCAAAACUUGAGGCAGCUACAUCCUCAGCAGUCUUCGAUGCAGUAUCAGUAUGAUCAGCAACCUCCAACCACCUCCAUCUAUGCGAACCCCCCAACUCCAAACUACGCCCCUCCUAGGCCAGAUUUUGUCCCGUAUCCCCCACCAAUCCCCCCUUCGCCUCAGGGUUCGAUCACCCAAUGUCCCCCCCGGCCUCCUUUUUCGGGCCCUCAAAUGAGGCAGACCUUCCCACUCCCUCCUUGUUUCCCCCCAGCUCCUCCCCCUGUCCCAAAUCCUAGUAACCCCCCCGUUCUGGCCAAUGCAGCUGGACAAAACACCUUCCCGUACAUGAUGCCCCCUCCGUCCAUACCGCAUCCGUUGCCUCCACCGGUGAUGCCUCAACAGGUAAAUUACCAGCCCGCAUAUUCUCCAGGGUUCUCCCAGCAGACUUUCUCCCCUCCUAACUUUAGUAACUACCAGCACAGUGCAAACUCUUACCAGAGCAACAGUGGUAGCGCUAGUAGUGGUGGCAGCACCAGCGGUAACUUCCGGCAUCCAAGUGAAUACCUGGUAGAAAAAUCUCAGACCGACCGGAGGUCUCCAGAGCGGAGCAAAUAUUACGACGAGCAUCGCCAUCGGGAUCACUGCCACGGACACGGGGAUCGGCAUCGUUCCACUAAUCAUGGGGACCGGCGGGAUCGUGGGAGGAGCCCAGAUCGCCGGCGUGCAGAAAGUAGUCGUCACAAAUCGGAUUAUGUCAGAGGAAGAACCCCGCCCCGCCAUCGGAGUUACGAAUGGUACAGUCGAUCUCCCAGCCAGGAUCGAAAGAGACCCCGUUGGGAAGAAGACAGGGACCGGUGGUCAGAAAAUGCCAAUCGAGAGAAAAGCUACACCUCCAUCAAGGACAAAGAGCCAGAAGAGGCGACAGGUGAAAAGAACGAGGAAGAAGAUGAGGAUCUGUUGAAGCCAGUGUGGGUUCGUUGUACCCAUUCAGAAAGCUACUAUUCGAAUGAUCCCAUGGAUCAAGUGGUAUGUAUUCCAAGGAUUUCUGGCAACCAAUUACUAGGUUUAUAAAUAUAUGAAGUUUACUUCACAUAACUAAUUUUAGUUAAUUUUAGGAUCCAAGUCAAUAUAGAUGUUUCUUUCCUCCUCUGAAUUGCCGAAUAAAAUAUAAUAUGGUUUGUUCAUGGGAUGACCAUUCAGUCUGCCGUGAUCUUAGAACUCUCACCAAGAAAAGAGUAUGGAUUGGAAUAUAAGACAAGCAAAUGAUAUACUGCCAGAAAAAGCAGAAAUAUUCUUCAGUGCCCUUAAUAAAGGAUUUGGAAGCUCAAAUAUAUUGAACUGCCCAAGAAAAGCUGGAUUAUUCUGAGUAUCAUAUCCCCAUUUGUUCUGGUUUAAACCAACAUGAGAUUGGCCAAUUUAAAACCUUCCCUUUAAAAUCUUUAAAAAAAAGUAUAACUUUCCAUUCUGUAAUGUGUAUGUUCCCUUAAUAUUAAUGUUGUAAAAAUAUUCUUUGCGAGGGCAGGGCUGACUUUGCGAAUAUAUGAUGUGCGAUCUUGGAGCUCCGGGAUCACCAUUGAUAUCUGUGCCGCUGGACGGUCCUUUUGGACCUAAACCGUCCCGUAGGGAUGGUGAUAGAGAAGGGCACA